Messenger RNA from Iphiclides podalirius (scarce swallowtail), 582 nucleotides. Lineage: Eukaryota; Metazoa; Arthropoda; Insecta; Lepidoptera; Papilionidae. The record is from the annotation of a GenBank genome assembly.
AUGUUAGUUCAAUUAGCUACAGGUGGUAAAAAUAAUUUAAGUGUAAAACUAAGUGAUUCAAACUCUCAGAUAGAUAUUUUAACACUAGACGAGAAUGAAAAUGCCAAAAACUCGACCAAUUCAUUGCAGACAUCAAAAGAAGACAAAGACAUCGCAGUAAAUUCUAUCCGACCUCGUAGUAAUUCGACUAGUAGCAGCGGUUCCUCUAGUUCUAGCAGUUCUUCAAGCAGUGGCCCAUCUAUGUAUCAAGACAGCGACGACUCAGUAAAGGAUCCUGAUUAUAAAGCCCAACCAACAAAACAUGCUGAGUAUUCUUCUGAUACUGCCGAGGAACAAAAUAUCACUACCAACUAUACAAAUAUUUCGGAUGAUCAAAAUUUGGUAACAUCUAAUAUGGUUUCAAUAAACAUUGAAAACUAUGAGGAACCACUUUCGUCUACAAACGAACAUGUAUUCAACGAUCCCCGUGUCAUAGAGAACAGUGAACUUUCUGCGAUUGAAAACGUAAGCAACGGAAAUGCUGGGAAAGCAGCAGUGAUGAUGAUGACGACCGUGACUACUUAUACGGAGAUGCAGAAAGCG